Phoenix dactylifera (date palm) is the source of this 3406-nucleotide messenger RNA. Its product is annotated as protein HEADING DATE 3B-like. The record is from RefSeq and is a predicted model, not a curated record. Gene Ontology annotation, biological process: regulation of photoperiodism, flowering. Lineage: Eukaryota; Viridiplantae; Streptophyta; Magnoliopsida; Arecales; Arecaceae.
UCGGUGGCAUCCCUUUCCCUUUGCCGAAUCUAUCUUUCUCGGCCCUCCUACUGGCUCUCCUCUCUUCCAGAUAUUUCUCUUCCUUGCAUCCAUUCCCACCCACUUCCCCUUCUCGCCUCCGGGCCUCCUCACGCCCAAUUCUCGAGGGCGAUCGGAUUCGCGGAGGGUUUUGAUCCGAGAGUAUUGCGUGCCGUGCGGGAUUCGUCGCUGCUUUCCUGGAAAGAUUGGACUUUGGCAGCUGAGUUGUUCUCCCGGAGGUGUAUUCCGUGGAUUUCGUUUCGAUUUCGGCCAAAGGAUAGGAUUUUCUAUGGGGGACCACUGUAAGAGCUUUUGCUGUUGCAAUCUUGUGCCAUGGGGGAUCGGAGGUUUGGAGUUUUAUUACCCCUUGGCUUUAGGUUGAAGUCGGGAGGAUUUUCUUCAGAUUUGGCCUCGAUUUCGGCGAAAAGUUUGGAUUUUCCUACCUGGGGUCUGUGUAAGAAUGUCCAACCUCCGGUUUUUGUCGUGAUUCUUUGACUGUCGGUGAUGAAGGUUUGGAAAUCCUUUUUUUUUCUGUUCCGCCUAAGUGUGAAGUCGGAAGGACUUUCUUCAGAGUUCGGUGAAAAAUUGGGUUUUCUACCUGGGAUUCACUGUGAAAGUGUUCGACUUCUGGUGUGAUUUUUCUAUCUGGGAUUCACUGUGCUACCGGUGAUAAGAGUUUGGAAGAAACCCCUUUUCUCAGUUGUGACGAUCGGAGUUUGAGGUUAUUUUGGGUUCAGCUGUUGUCGAUGGGAGUUGGGAAGUAUCUCUUCGAGUUUCGUCCGAUUUUAGGGUUUUCUGAUGCGAUCUUGUGGUAAGUCGGUGAAUGUGAGAGAGAUGAAAGGGGGAAAUCCGGACGAUAAGAACAUGGGCCCUCUGUUCCCAAGGCUCCAUGUGAAGGAUACAGAUAAAGGAGGUCCCAGAGCACCUCCGAGGAACAAGAUGGCACUUUACGAGCGGCUCAGCAUACCUUCACAGAGGUUCAAUUCAACAGCUUCUGCACUGCCUCCUUGUCCUCGCAAUGCCAGGACCUUGGUGUCUUCGGCUUCUUUGAGUCAGGGGUGUGGGCAAGAGAGGAGUGUUUACUCUCCAUUCUACAUGCCUGCUCAUACACCUGUUCAUUCAUCUGAGAGAGUUAACUCCCAUUCCUCUGAUGGAAUGAAUCUCAAUGCCACAAGGAUGGAAUUUGAGCAAAGAUCCAUAAAGAAUAUGAGUAACAGAACUUUGAAUGCUACAGGACCAGUUGCUGAAUGUAGUUCACUACAUCAACAGGACACCAAGGCAAAGAAUUCUUCUGAGAAGUUGGAUGACGAGGAUGAUUUUAGGGUUCCUACCUUUGUUCGGUCCGGAAUUGGUGAUAUUGAUGCGCCUGCAAUGGGGCCAGAAAAAUUAACUCACUUUUCCAAGAGUCCACAGAAGAACACCUCUACUACAUUCAAUUCUUCACUUCAACACCCAAAUGCUAAUAAUGAGCCCCUGGAACAAAGCCAUACUUCGAGAAAUUUUGAUAGAAACCGUGGUGAUAAAAAGCCUAAAGAAACUUUAGAGAUCAAAGAACUCAAGGAAAGGUCUGUACCUCACCAGGCAUCGGGAGAGCCAUCAAACAUUGCCAAAGUGCCUUCAGAUAGACAUCACACUAAUAAUAUAAAUGUUUUUGACAAGUCACUCCAUGCAAGAACAGGAUUUUGUCAAGAAUCUUGUGGGAAUGGUGUUAUAGAUGGACCGAGGAGCUUGAAUGACAUCAACUCAGUAGAAAAUUGGGAUGCUUCAAUGGCAAGAAAUGAAUCAGCGCCCAAACCAUCACUUGGGAACAGCUGUAGGACUUCAAGUAUGGCUGACAAGUGCAAUGUAAAAGGCUGUGAUAAUGAAAAUGACACAUUGGAAAUGAGAGAUGGAGAGAACAACGAUGAAGCAUCUGAAGCUUCGAUGGUGGACUCUAUUUCGGGCUUGGAGAUAUCUCCAUAUGAUGUUGUUGGAGUAAUUGGUCCAAAGCACUUCUGGAAAGCGAGAAGUGCUAUUGUCAAUCAACAGAGAGUUUUUGCAGUACAAGUUUUUGAGUUGCAUAGAUUAAUAAAGGUUCAAAAGUUGAUUGCAGGAUCACCACAUCUGCUUCUUGAAGGCAAUCCUUACUUAAACAAAUCUUCAGUGGAAGUACCAAGUAAGAAUCUGCCACCUCAAGGAAACAGAAAGUCUCAACUGCAGGCUGUUAAACUCAAAGUUGGCUCCCAGAAACCAAACCAAAAUGCAGAGUGUCUGCUAGAGAACCCUGGAGGAGCUCCACCUCUUCCAUCUCAUGAAGAUAGAGUUAACCGAGGUCCUCAUGAUCAGGUUCCAAGAAAUGGACCGUACUCUGGGCCCUCCCCACCUAUGUCCAUGGCUCCUGAGAACAAACCAAGUGCCUGGUGUUUCCAUCCGCCUUCAAACCAAUGGUUGGUCCCUGUUAUGUCACCUUCAGAAGGACUUGUUUAUAAGCCUUAUACCGGACCUUGCCCUCCAACUGGUGGUUUCAUGGCCCCUGUAUAUGGAAGCUGCACGCCUUUGAGUCUACCACCGGUAGCUGGAGAUUUCUUGAACCCAGCUUAUGGUGUUCCAGCAUCUCAUCAGCCUCAAAAUAUGGGUGUUCUCUCCGGAGCUCCUGCUAUUGCUCCAAACUACUUUCCGACUCCUUACGGCCUUCCUGUUGCGAACCCGGAUAUUUCAUCCUCAGCUGACAAACAAGUAAGCCCACUGCCUGGCUCAAAGCCUAAUGUCCAAAUUGACCGGCAGUCGUGGAGCUCAAAUGACAUGCUACAUCCAAAGAGUGAAGCAUUUUCAGGCUGUCUUUUGAGGUUUCAGGCGUCUAAAGACAGUGAGUUACAAGGGAGUACAGCAAGCAGUCCUUGUGAGAAAGAACAAGAAGGAACAGAUGCAUUACCCCUCUUUCAUAUGGCCCCAGCGACAGACGGUCCAACUCGACCCUCACAGUUCAGGGGCAGGGGCAAUCAGGCUCGUGUGAUUAAGGUUGUGCCUCACAAUGCCAGAUCCGCAACAGAAACAGCAGCACGUAUUUUCAAGUCUAUACAGGAAGAGAGACAGCAACAUGAAUUGUAAUUGGUAUAUAUCUCCUGGUGUGCGCUUCCCAAGCUUUACGUGGAUGUAGCUGUGGGCACAACUGAUGUCAUCUUGGUGCCUGAUGAUGUUCCCUGGCCAUGGUUCGGUAUUUGGUAUAAUAUAAAUAGGUUUCUAGUGUCUGAUCUGAAGUUGUUUACAUGUAAAUAUGAUCUUCUGACAUCUACAAAAAAUCAACGUUUUGUGGCUUUUCUUCUCCAGUUGUUGUGCUGAGCAGAAUUCUGUAUGAUAUUGUUUUGGAGAAUCGAUUUUAAAUACAAGCUUUGGUUUGUAAGAGUGUACA